Molecule: messenger RNA, 2180 nt
Organism: Sphaerodactylus townsendi
Lineage: Eukaryota; Metazoa; Chordata; Lepidosauria; Squamata; Sphaerodactylidae
Gene: KTI12
Product: KTI12 chromatin associated homolog
Exons: 1
Coding region: 247-1023 (258 amino acids)
Source: RefSeq, a predicted model, not a curated record
ACUGUUGUAAUUAACACUGAAUGUCUCAAAAUGGCAAUUACAGGAUUUGUGUGUGCCACUGAACGCUGCUGUGUCCCAGGCCCUGGCGAAGUGGCGGGUCGGGCCUUUCUGUUACUGACACUUUUGCUGCAAAGAGCUUUGCUUGGCCAGGCAACCUUUUGCUCGCUGCGCUCACUUCCCCUCCCCGGAAGAGACAGCCACAUGCAACACCUAUAAGUGCUCCCUCCGGGGGGAGACCCAGGAGCGAUGCCGCUGAUCGUGCUAUGUGGGCUGCCGGGGAGCGGCAAGAGCAGGCGAGCUGAAGAGCUGCGGGAAGCGCUGAGUGCCGAGAGCGGUGGCGAACGGCGGGUGUUCCUGGUGGCUGAAGUUGCGGCCGGGGAAGGCGGUGGCGGCGGCAGGGCUGCGUUGCGGGCGGAGGCCGAGCGGCUGCUGAGCCGACGGGACGUGGUGAUCGUGGACGCGGGCAACGAGCUGAAGAGCUUCCGCUAUGAGCUGUACUGCCUUAGCAAGCACACGGGGACCCCGCAUUGCCUCCUGCUGUGCCCCGGCGGCGCUCCCCGCCCCGACCGGCCUCCCUUGGAGGCGCCGGACUCGCGCAACCGCUGGGACUGGCCUCUCUUCACCGCUCCCGAAGACCCCUCGGAGCCGCUGCCCCUGCCGGAGAUCCGCGCCGCCCUCUUUGAGCGCCGCCCGCCGCCCCCCAACCAGUCCACGCGUUCCCAGCCCCUCCAAGCCGCUGGGUUUCUCCACCAGCUCGACCGCCUCACUCAGGACAUGGUGGCCGCCCUCAUGGCCGCGCAGAGGAAUGGCGUAGGGCCCGGCCAGGUCAUCCCAUUGGCCGUCGAGGGCCUGGGCCAAGAACCUCCGGGGUUGCUGCUGAGCCGGGCUGUCAGCCUCGCCGAACUAAGCCGGCUCCGUAGACAGUUCCUCAGCUAUGCCAAGAUGCAUCCUGGAGAAGGAGAAGAAAAUCUGCCCCAGCUGGGCAGCAUGUUCGUACAGUACUUGAACAGCAACCUGCUGUGAGGAGGCAUCUCCCCCCCCCAGGAUCCUGGGGCCAGACCUAUUCUGUUUAGCCGGCUAUUUGCUUUAUACACAUGGAGCAACUGGGUCAUUCACCAGCUUGCAACACAACCACAAGCACAAAUUUGGGAACUUGGAUCAGUGAAUUAUCAGUUUCUUCAUAAACUUCAUAAAUUGAGAAAAAUGGCAAUGACUUAACAGGGUGCUGUGGCUGUCCUUUAUGUAUACAAGAACACUGUAGCAGAAGCUGAAUACCACCAAUAAAUAUAGCCAACAGCCUCUUUCCUUUAAACAAUAUAUAUAUUGGCUUGAUUGAUGUUUGUAACUGACCUGCCCUAAUGUAUGGUUGUGAUUGAGAAGCAUUUAGAUGUUGACCUAUUAAUAAAUAGGGAGUCUGAUAAAUAGCUAUUCUGGUUUGAAAUAUGCACUGGAAGAAAACACGUCACUGUAUUUUAUUAUGUUUAUUUUCCUUAUUACCCACUUUUCUCACUUAGAUGCAAGGUCUUGAGCAGAGAGCAAAGUAGGAAACAGCUGCAUCGACAUCUGUUGAGCAUCUAGAGUGGAGCAGUUACAUAUUCCUGAACACUUAAAAGACUUUUUAAUGGGCAAAUAAGCUAGAACAAGGAAAUUCCAGAAUAGAAUCACAUGGUAUUGAAUCUGUUUUUCCCAAAAGGAAAACAUUCCAAAAUUAAAAUGGAUGCACACAUUCUGGAAGAAGUUUACAUUUUUCCUUUAGUCAGUAUUGUGGCUCAUUGAAUAAAACUGUUUCUAAACAGACCUGCCUUUCUUUCCAGGGUAAACAGAUUGGGCACUAAUCUUAGCAGUGGGCAGUCUAUGUAACUGCAUUCUAUGUAACUAUUAUAAUUCCUCUGCUAGUGAUGUUUUUCAUCAAAUCAUUUUGUUAAUAUGUUCUCUGAGCUUUCAUGAGAAAACAUAAGAUCAAGAAGUCUGUAAAUAAGGGACAUGAUGAAGAUACAGGAAAUGGGAAGGAUUAAGGGAAUUACUUUAUGUAUUUACACAAAAGGAAGACAAUGAUGACUGUGACAGUCCUCCUAAAAUUUUAUGUAAAAGGUUUACCAUAUAAUUGUAAUUUGUAUGCUUAUUUAAGAUGGACCCCUCAUUUUCUUGAAGGAAAUAAACUAGAUUUUCAUUCUGCUAAA